UUCCUGGUUCGUGGUUCCUGGUUCGAGUCCAGUCAGUCCACCAUGCUCCUGCAGCCGCUCCUGGUCCUGGUCGUCGUGGCCCUGCUGGCCUCCUCCUCCUGGUCCCGGGACGUGCUGGACCCCUGCGGCGGCCCCGGGGCCCGGGAGUGCGCGGAGGGGAUGGCGUGCGUGGGGCCCGGCGUGGAGGGGUCCGCCACCGUCAGGAGGAGGGGCCAGGUCGGCGUGUGCGCGUGCACGAGCCCCGAGCCGGUGUGCGGCAGCGACGGAGUCUCGUACCGGGACAUCUGCGACCUGAAGCUGCAGCAGCCGCCGGUGAUCUUCAUCCAGAGGGGGGCGUGUGGCCAGGGUCAGCAGGACCCCGACAGUCUUCGUUUCAAGUUCAACUUCAUCGCUGACGUGGUGGAGAAGAUCGCACCGGCUGUGGUUCAUAUUGAACUGUACCGCAAGACGAUGUUUUCCAAGCGGGAGGUGGCGGUGGCCAGCGGCUCCGGGUUCAUCGUGUCCGAGGACGGACUCAUCGUCACCAACGCCCACGUCGUGGCCAAUAAGCAAAGAAUAAAGGUGGAGCUGAAGAGCGGAGCCACAUUUGAUGCAAAGAUUAAAGACGUGGACGAGAAGGCCGACAUCGCUGUGAUCCAGAUCGAUGCACCGACCAAGCUGCCGGUGCUGCUGCUCGGCCGCUCGGCCGACCUGCGGCCCGGUGAGUUUGUGGUGGCCAUCGGAAGCCCCUUCUCCCUGCAGAACACCGUCACCACGGGCAUCGUCAGCACCACCCAGAGGGGGGGCAAGGAGCUGGGCCUCCGCAACUCCGACAUGGACUACAUCCAGACCGACGCCAUCAUCAAUUACGGCAACUCAGGAGGACCACUAGUCAAUCUGGACGGAGAGGUGAUUGGCAUCAACACUCUGAAGGUCACAGCAGGAAUCUCCUUCGCCAUCCCCUCCGUUAAGAUCAGGCAGUUUCUGGCAGAGUCACAUGACAGACAAAUCAAAGGUACAACUUUCACAACCAAGAAAUACAUUGGUGUUAAAAUGAUGAGUCUCACUCCAGCGUUUGCCAGCGAGCUGAAGGAGAGACAUUUAGACUUCCCAGACGUCACCUCGGGGGCUUAUGUCAUCGAGGUCAUCAGCAGGACUCCAGCGGAGGCUGCUGGCCUGCAGCAGAGUGAUGUCAUCAUCAGCAUCAACGGCGAGCGCGUCUCCUCGGCCAGCGAUGUCAGCGACGCCAUCAAGAGGGACGACACGCUGCGAGCGGUGGUGAGGCGAGGCAACGAGGACGUCCUGCUCACCAUCGUCCCCGAGGAGAUCGACCCUUGACCUCCAACCAACGACUCCACAGCUCGGCCAGUCUCCAGCUGCUUCUCAGUGUUUUUCAACCAAUCAUGAACACUUUGAAAAACCAAGCAACCUACCAGGGCCACACCUGCUGUGUGUGAGAACUUGUAGUUAUCAGUAACGACUUCUCUUCAAAGCCGUCGCACAUCUUCACCGGUCCGACCUCACGGCCCUGGAGGUGAACCCUGCUCUUCUUCCUCUAAUCCUCCCUUUACUUUCCACCAUCACACACCGUUUUCUUCUACGCACACAAUCUUUCCGUAGUUUUGUUUGUUUUGAGGGAAAAUUUUUAAAUAGUAUUUUUGUCUCUGUGUUUGUUGACAGUUUUUCUAAAAAGGGAAUAAAUACAUUUUUUUAA
This is a messenger RNA of Limanda limanda (common dab), 1693 nucleotides long. Its product is annotated as serine protease HTRA1B-like. The record is from RefSeq and is a predicted model, not a curated record. Gene Ontology annotation, biological process: programmed cell death; proteolysis; positive regulation of apoptotic process. Lineage: Eukaryota; Metazoa; Chordata; Actinopteri; Pleuronectiformes; Pleuronectidae. The transcript has 10 exons. Bases 43 to 1317 code for a protein of 424 amino acids. Gene Ontology annotation, molecular function: protein binding; serine-type endopeptidase activity.